This is a messenger RNA of Lactuca virosa, 2597 nucleotides long. The record is from the annotation of a GenBank genome assembly. Lineage: Eukaryota; Viridiplantae; Streptophyta; Magnoliopsida; Asterales; Asteraceae.
AUGUUUGCCGUGCAAUGCAACAAUUUUGUUGUUUACUACUUUAUCUGCUUAAACAACUCCGCCGUCUCUUUCUAUCUCACAACUGGAAUUUUUAGAGAGAGAGAGAGAGAGAGGGAGAGAGAGGAAGAGAUGGUGUGGUUUGGGUGUUGGAUUGCACUACUAGUGGUGGUUGGUGGUGGCACCACGGUGGUGGUGGGUGGAGCAAACGUGAGUUAUGAUGGAAGAUCACUUAUUAUUGAUGGGAAGCGUACGAUUUUGUUCUCGGGUUCAAUUCAUUAUGCAAGAAGCACCCCUGAUAUGUGGCCAUCUUUAAUAGCUAAAGCCAAGCAAGGUGGUCUUGACGCCAUUCAGACAUAUGUGUUUUGGAACCUCCAUGAGCCACAACCUGGCCAGUAUGAUUUUAGUGGAAGAAAUGACGUAAUAAGUUUCAUUAAGCAAGUCCAACAACAAGGUCUGUAUGUAAGCCUACGAAUUGGACCCUUCAUUGAGGCCGAAUGGACUUAUGGAGGUUUGCCAUUUUGGUUGCAUGAUGUUCCUGGGAUUGUCUUCAGAACCAACAACGAACCUUUCAAGCUUUACAUGCAAAACUUCACAACCAAAAUAGUCAACAUGAUGAAGGAAGAAAACCUGUUUGCUUCACAAGGAGGCCCAAUUAUUCUAUCACAGAUAGAGAAUGAGUACCAAAAUGUUGAAGGAUCAUUUCAUGAUGAUGGACGACAGUAUGUCAACUGGACUGCAACAAUGGCGGUGGGUCAAAACACUAAUGAACCAUGGAUGAUGUGCAAACAAGAUGAUGCCCCUGAUCCUGUGAUCAACACGUGCAACGGGAUGAGAUGUGAGGAAACAUGGAAAGGGCCAAACUCUCCAAAUAAGCCUUCACUAUGGACUGAGAAUUGGACUUCAUUUUUACAAGGAUUUGGAGAUGAUGCAUACCUGAGAUCAGCUGAAGAUCUUGCCUUUCAUACGACACUGUUCAUAAUAAAGAUGAAUGGAACCUUUGUCAAUUAUUAUAUGUACCAUGGAGGAACGAACUUUGGACACACUUCUGCAGCAUUUAUCAUUACUGGUUAUUAUGAUCAAGCUCCGCUUGAUGAAUAUGGCAUUAUCAGACAACCAAAAUUCGGCCACCUUAAAGAAAUGCAUGCAGCAUUGAAGCAAUCUUUGCAACCAUUACUCUAUGGAGAUUUAGCUAUUGAACAUUUGGGUGAAAAACAAGAUGCGUAUGUCUACACCAGAAGUUCAGGUGAAUGCGCUGCAUUUCUUCUUAAUAACAACAGCAGAGAAAGUGUCAAUGUUGUAUUUCGUAAUAUGCACUACACUUUGCCACCAACUUCGAUUAGCAUCUUACCUGAUUGCAGAACUGUAGUCUUCAAUACUGCCAUGGUAAACACACAAGUUAGUACACGAGCAAUGCAGCCAAUCAUACGCUUCACUUCGGCUGAACAAUGGGAAGAAUUCACUGAAGUUAUCCCUGAAUUUGACCAGACCUCAUUGAGGUUUAAUGGACUGAUGGAACAAAUGAAUACUACAAAAGACUCAUCAGAUUAUCUUUGGUACACGUUAAGAGUGGAGAAUAACUUCUCUGAAGAUCAACCUAUGCUUAGAGUAAAUUCUAAUGGACAUGUUUUACAUGCAUAUGUUAAUGGAGAUCUUGUUGGUGCUGGACAUGGAACCCGUAAAUUUACAAACUUCACAUUGGAAAACACUGUUUCUUUCUCAAACGGAUCCAACAAUGUUUCCCUCCUGAGUGUAAUGGUUGGAUUACCGGAUUCUGGAGCAUUUAUGGAGCGUAGACGUGCAGGGUUACAAGAAGUGAUGAUUCAAGAUCAAAACGUCUCAAGCUCCUUGUGGGGAUAUCAAGUUGGAUUGCUUGGGGAGAAGCUCUCAGUUUACACAGAGGUAGGCUCGAGUCAUGUAUCAUGGAGCGAGUAUUCAUCUCCUGGUACUCUAACAUGGUAUAAGACAAUAUUUGACUCGCCUAGGGGUAACGAGUCGAUUGCACUAAACCUGGGUUCAAUGGGGAAAGGUGAAGUUUGGAUCAAUGGCCAAAGUACAAAUGUACCCAGAUCUUUCCUUCAACCAACAGGAAACCUACUGGUUUUGUUCGAGGAAGAAUAUGGAAACCCGCUAAACAUUUCAUUAGAUACUGUUUCGAUUAACAAAGUUUGUGGGCAUGUAUCAGAUGCACAUCCUCCUAGGAUAAAUCCAUGGGGAGCACAUCGUCGCUAUCCAUGGAGGCCAAGGCCAAGAGUUCAUAUAUGGUGUCCGCAUAAUCGAAUUAUCUCCAGGAUCAUAUUUGCAAGUCAUGGUAAUCCUUCUGGUGACUGCGAGAGGUACUCCAUUGGGAAAUGUCAUUCGCCUACUUCUCGACGUGUCGUUGAAAAGGCUUGCUUAGGGAAAAGGCAAUGUUCCAUUUCUCAUACGGUAGAAACUUUUGGAGGAGACCCAUGUCCAGGCACGCCUAAGACGCUUUUGGUGGAUGCACGAUGUGAAUAAGAACACAUAGUUUACAAUUCGAUUCUUUAAUUUGCGCAUAGAAGAAGUCAUAAAAGAUGUUAGUGAGAUGAUAAUUUGUUAUUAGAAUUCAAUAUGAAUGC